AGAAAAAUCGCCUCCUGUGGUUGUGUUGUGUCCCUGUCCGCCUGUCUAUCUGCCGCAGAUUCAGGGGGGAAAAUCAUCUUUGUCCGCUGUGUUUACAUCCGACCCCGGAGUUAAAAACACCACAGGACGGACUAAACAUCCGGGGGGAAUGGAGUCUUACGGCAGGGACGAUCCGAAGGGAUCGGUGCUGCACAUCGUGGUGGUUGGAUUUCACCACAAAAAGGGCUGUCAGGUUGAAUUCUCGUACCCGCCAUUGAUGCCAGAUGAGGGUCAUGACAGUAACCUGCUGCCAGAGGAGUGGAAGUACCUCCCUUUCCUGGCUCUUCCUGACGGGGCACACAACUACCAGGAAGACACUGUGUUUUUUCACCUGCCACCUCUAAACGAGGACAUGAAGUGUGUCUACGGAGUUUCCUGUUAUCGCCAAAUAGAAGCAAAGGCCCUGAAGGUCCGGCAGGCUGACGUCACCAGGGAGACGGUUCAGAAGAGCGUCUGUGUCCUCAGUCGAGUGCCUCUCUACGGUCUGCUACAAGCUAAACUACAGCUCAUUACACAAGCCUACUUUGAGGAGAAAGACUUCUCUCAGAUCUCUAUUUUAAAGGAACUGUACGACCACAUGAACGGCUCUCUGAGGGGCUCGGCUCUGGAGGGAUCACAGGUUUAUCUGGGGUUAUCACCAAGAGAUUUAAUACUGCACUUUCGACACAAGGUUGUCAUCCUCUUCAAGCUUAUUCUGCUGGAGAAGAAGGUCCUGUUCUAUGUGUCUCCUGUCAACAGACUAGUCGGAGCUUUGAUGACAGUUUUAUCGCUGUUUCCAGGUAUGAUCGAGCAUGGCCUGGUGGACUCAUCCCACUACAGGCCAAAGAGCAGCUUGUCGGAGGACAUCACUCUGGUCGAAAGCGUCUCAGGAGCAGAGGAGUUCGUCUCUGUGUCUGUCACCGACAUCGCCAACACUACACUCGAGGCAGAGGAGACUGCCCAGCCCGCUGCAGAGUCUCUGUCCUCUGGGAACAGCACAGAGGGGGACAGUCAUCUCCUCAAACCUCCGUCACGCACCUCUCCAGAGUCCUCAGAGAGCGACUGGGAGACUCUGGAUCCCAGCGUGUUGGAAGAAAGUCCCAAAGAGGCAGCAGAGGGGAAGGAGACGGAGCUACGGGAUGCCUUCGACUCCAAGCCGGGGACGCCCAUCACUGUGCAGCCACAGUCCGCCAUCGGUCAGGGAGGCAUCGUCCAAGGUCUGGUGUCUGGUCUGGAGGAGGAUCAGUAUGGGCUACCUCUCCCCAUCUUCACUAAGGGUUACCUGUGUCUGCCAUACAUGGCCCUGCAACAGCAUCACCUCCUGUCAGACGUGACGGUGCGUGGCUUCGUUGCUGGGGCGACCAACAUCCUCUUCCGCCAGCAGAGGCACCUCAGUGAUGCAAUCAUCGAGGUGGAAGAAGCUAUCAUUAACAUCCAGGACCCCGAGCUCCGGAAGAUCCUGAGUCUGACGACGGCGGACCUGCGUUUCGCAGACUAUCUGGUCAAACACGUGACGGAGAACCGUGAUGAUGUUUUCCUGGAUGGGACUGGGUGGGAGGGUGGAGACGAGUGGAUCAGAGCCCAGUUCACCCUCUACCUGCACUCCUUACUGUCGUCAGCAUUACAGCAAGAUAACGAGAGGCUGCUUGCUGAUUACGGCGCUCAUUUCAUCGCAGCCUGGAGGAUCACCCACAACUACCGGGUGUGGUACAGCAACAAGCACCCUGCCAUGGCUGCCAUCACUCCAGGACACCCGUUUCAGGGCCAGUACAGUGUUGCUGACGUGAAACUACGACUCUCACACUCAGUGCAGAACAGCGAGAGAGGGAAGAAGAUCGGAAACGCCAUGAUGACCACCAGUCGCAGUAUGGUCCAGACAGGGAGGGCAGUGGGUCAGUCUGUGGGCGGAGCAUUGACCAGCGCCAAGUCGGCCAUGUCCUCCUGGUUCUCCACCCUGGCCCAACCUGCAGCUGUAACCACUCCAGAGUAUGCGGAGCCCGCCACAGAGGUCCAACCCUGAAACCCAGCAGUCCCCUGUCUCUGACUUUGUCCUCGUCCUCUGAUCUUCUGCCUGCUGAAGCCUGAGGGUCAGUGGACUGAGAGCUGCAUUUAUGAAGGAAAAAAUGGUCAUUCUCAGCAUCAGGUUUUAAAUCUGAACCUGUCAUCCUUAUGUUUGGUGACUCUGGGUGAUGCGACAGCACUCUGGACAGGAAGAUAGCGCAGCCGUUAUACUAACUGUACAGUCCAUAUCCACUGUGAGGCAAAGACUGCCAGCGCUUUUGAUCAAAAACCCAGAAAUUUCAGCAGGCUGCAUCACAUCUGACCGCCUGUUUGGAUUCCUGGAUGCUUUUUCCUGUGACACACUUAAUGAUGCUGUCGUUGGGGUUUACGGUGUUUAAUCUUUUGCUGCAUUUCUAGACUUUGUCUAUAUAGCUGACUAUUUUGCUGACAGAAAGUACAUAAAAACAAAAAUAAAUUGGUGUUACGGGAUUUGAGCAUGAGCUGUGGCACCUUGAAGAUUUAUAACGGUUUAGAUUUUAAAUUAAGUCUGGCUCAUGUUCAGUGAUGUUGUUGUAAUGACACUGUGGUUGUUGUGGUAACAGCAUGAAUUCCUGAUGAUAACCCAGCGGGCACCAUACAUCAGAAUGACAUCAGAGAGACGUUGGCGUCUUAAGUUGGACAGAUGUUAAAAAUAUUUUAUUUUAAAUGUCUAAUGAUGUUAAAAAUAGUUAAUAGAUGUUUUGCAGAUGAUUAAAUGUCGGUAUUAUACAUCAAGAUGUGGCAUAAGACAUUAGGAAGACACUGGAUACUUCACAACUUAAAACCAGCAGUUGACAUUUACAUUAGAGGUCCUGACACUGAAUUUUGGUCACCCAACUUCACAAUCUAAAUUCAAUCAAAUAUCAAUGUCUAAAGACAGUGGCCAUCUGGGAAAAAUAAAUUUUGAGUGACCUAACAAUGAUUUUCAUUAUGUUUUUUUUUUGUCUUUUUUAAUGAUUAUUAGUUUUUUA
Messenger RNA from Epinephelus lanceolatus (giant grouper), 3029 nucleotides. It is a transcript of the gene avl9, whose product is annotated as AVL9 homolog (S. cerevisiase). Gene Ontology annotation, cellular component: cytoplasm. The record is from RefSeq and is a predicted model, not a curated record. Lineage: Eukaryota; Metazoa; Chordata; Actinopteri; Perciformes; Serranidae.